This is a messenger RNA of Pyricularia oryzae 70-15, 210 nucleotides long. RefSeq lists its product as uncharacterized. Bases 1 to 210 code for a protein of 69 amino acids. The record is from RefSeq and is a predicted model, not a curated record. NCBI's taxonomy places the organism in Eukaryota, Fungi, Ascomycota, Sordariomycetes, Magnaporthales, Pyriculariaceae. The transcript has 3 exons.
AUGCAUGCUGAUAUGCAAGACUUUUUUUCCCUUGCGCUCUUUUCUUUUUUUUUUCUCUUUUUUUAUGGCUUGUAUAUCCAAGAGGGUCCAUAUGGGGCCGGAGCGGGAGGGGCGGCCUAUGAACUGUGGUUGUUCGGCAACAUGGCUGUUCCUAGCCGUCAGGAUUAUUACGCAGGGACUGGGGAUAUACGAGUGCCCAUUGCCGAAUAG